This is a messenger RNA of Pipistrellus nathusii (Nathusius's pipistrelle), 648 nucleotides long. The record is from the annotation of a GenBank genome assembly. NCBI's taxonomy places the organism in Eukaryota, Metazoa, Chordata, Mammalia, Chiroptera, Vespertilionidae.
AUGGCGGCCUCCACCGCGGCCGGGAAGCAGAGAAUUCCCAAAGUGGCCAAGGUGAAAAACAAAGCCCCAGCUGAGGUACAGAUCACUGCGGAACAGCUUUUAAGAGAAGCUAAAGAAAGAGAACUUGAGCUUCUUCCACCUCCACCUCAACAGAAGAUCACAGAUGAAGAAGAGUUAAAUGAUUACAAACUAAGGAAAAGGAAGACUUUUGAAGAUAACAUAAGAAAAAACAGGACUGUAAUUAGUAACUGGAUAAAAUACGCACAAUGGGAAGAGAGUCUAAAGGAGAUUCAAAGGGCUCGAUCCAUAUACGAACGUGCUUUAGAUGUGGACUAUCGAAAUAUUACACUCUGGCUGAAAUAUGCGGAAAUGGAAAUGAAGAAUCGCCAGGUAAACCAUGCCCGAAAUAUCUGGGACCGGGCCAUAACAACUCUGCCCCGAGUCAACCAGUUCUGGUACAAAUACACGUACAUGGAGGAGAUGCUGGGAAAUGUGGCUGGUGCCCGGCAGGUGUUUGAACGCUGGAUGGAAUGGCAGCCGGAGGAGCAAGCCUGGCACUCCUACAUCAACUUUGAGCUGCGAUACAAAGAAGUGGAUCGGGCCCGCACCAUUUAUGAAAGAUAUAUCCUUUGGAUGAGAUCUGAGUGA